GUAUGCUUGUCCCACCGCCCCACUCGCGGGUUCGUUGAAGCUCCUGACCGUAAUGGUGACUGAGAACCCCGACCUCCUGGCAGACAAUGGCACCCACAUCGAACGCCGAGUUGCUCCAUGGGUGCAUUUUGUAACCGUUGGUAGUAUUUGAGUUUGACUGAAAAUGUAAGAUAUUAUUUUUGCGCAAAGGCUCUUAAAUGAUAUCGCUCGUGGACUUCAUUAAAUGAGAGGGAGCUGAUGGAGAUAUUUGCUACUUUGUAGCGAAUGCUGCAGACAUGAAGAUCACGGACAGCGUGGUUAGAAGUUUCAGGGUUGCCCGAACAUAUCGAGUAAAUUCACAGAAAGUCAACUGUGUGGACUUUAGCCCAAAUGGUGAAAAUGCAAUAGCAAGUAGCGACGACGACUGCAUUGUUUUAUAUGACAUCCGAGAAGGAAAACCUGAAAGGACCCUGUUCAGCAAGAAGUAUGGAGUAGACCUCAUCCACUACACCCAUGGAGAUGCACAGACAGUCGUUUACAGCUCCAACAAACUAGAUGAUACCAUCCGAUAUUUGUCACUCAUUGACAACAAGUACAUCAGGUAUUUCCCAGGUCACACGGCAAGAGUUAUUGCUCUCUCGAUGUCACCAGUAGAUGAUACGUUUAUCUCGGGCUCGUUGGACGAAACAAUCCGGAUCUGGGAUCUGCGCGCUCCAAACUGUCAAGGUUUGACUAAUCCACUGGGGAAACCUGUAUGUUCCUUUGACCCUGAUGGCCUGAUAUUUGCUGCAGGGGUAGAAUCACAAGCCGUUAAACUGUACGACCUCCGUGCUUUUGACAAGGGUCCCUUUGCCUCUUUUGAUAUGAGGUUUAAUCGUGUCUGCGACUGGACUGGACUCAAAUUCAGUAAUGACGGGAAACAGAUUCUCAUCUCCACCAAUGGAGGGAUGAUUUGUGUCCUGAAUGCUUUCAAUGGAUCUGUGCUGCACACUUUUUCUGGCUACAACAACAGUAAAGGGAUAUCCCUGGAGGCCUGCUUCACUCCAGACUCUCAGUUUGUCAUGAUUGGUUCAGAGGACGGGAGAGUCCAUGUUUGGAGCACUGAGAGUGGGAUGAAGGUUGCUGUGCUGGAUGGGAAGCAUCCAGGACCCAUCAACACUCUACAGUUCAACCCCAGAUACAUGACGUUUGCCAGCGCCUGCACUAACAUGUUGGUGUUAGAUUCAUACAGAGAGCCAACACACAGUUGGGACAAGGAUUACGAUCAGUUCCUGCUUCCUCUGCUCACACCUCAGGAACCCUGCUACAUCCUCUACCGUCUGGACUCCCAGAAUGCACAGGGAUACGAGUGGAUCUUUAUCGCCUGGUCACCUGACCAAUCACCUGUGAGGCAGAAGAUGGUGUACGCAGCGACCCGAGCCACACUGAAGAAAGAGUUUGGAGGAGGUCACAUUAAAGAUGAAAUGUUUGGCACGGUGGAGGAUGACCUUUGCUUCCAGGGAUACUUGCGACACAUGUCGUCCUGCUGCUCGCCAGGUCCGCUCACAGCAGCCGAGCAGGAAUUACAACGAAUCAGAGUCACAGAGGAUAAAGUUAUGUGGGAUGAACGUAGACGAAUUGGGACUCCAACAGCUCGAGCGAGGGUUACAAUGGAGUUUGGCUUAGACAAAAGGGCACAGACUCUUCAAGGACUUGCAUUCCCGUUACAAGAAGAGGCCAAACGAGCUCUGCAGCAACUCAAACAGAGACGCAUCAACUACAUACAGCUGAGCCUGGAUGUAGAGAAAGAGACCAUUGAGCUGGUUCACACCAAACCUACAGAGACCCAUGAGCUUCCCUACAGGAUUCCUGCAGAUACGCCCAGAUACCACUUCUUCAUCUUCAAACAUUCCCACCAGGGCCAGCGGCAGGAGGCACUGGUGUUCAUAUAUUCGAUGCCUGGGUACACCUGUAGUAUCAAGGAACGGAUGUUAUACUCCAGCUGUAAGAACAGGCUACUGGAGGAGGUCGAGAAAGACUACCAGCUGGAGGUCACCAAAAAGAUGGAGAUAGACAAUGGCGACGGCCUGACAGAAGACUUCCUGUACGAGGAGGUGCACCCAAUAGAGCACACCUUAAAGCAGGCCUUUGCCAAACCCCGAGGACCAGGAGGAAAGAGGGGCAACAAACGCAUCAUCAAGGGUGCAGGGGAGAAUGGGGAGGACAGUUAGACAGUACACACAGAUACAUUAUACACAAGUACACAAGCACACCAACACUAUAUCUAUGAAUUGAAUUGUUAUUUGACUGUUUAGCUUUUAGCCAUUUCUUCUUUUUACUGCAGUCACACAUUUCAUACUAAAAAAAGGAGGACAAAUAAUAAAGAUCCACCAUGAAGCAGAAUCUGAAUAUAUG
Messenger RNA from Cyclopterus lumpus (lumpfish), 2373 nucleotides. RefSeq names its product WD repeat-containing protein 82-like. Gene Ontology annotation, biological process: actin filament depolymerization; positive regulation of neuron projection development; barbed-end actin filament capping. NCBI's taxonomy places the organism in Eukaryota, Metazoa, Chordata, Actinopteri, Perciformes, Cyclopteridae. Gene Ontology annotation, cellular component: Set1C/COMPASS complex; cytoplasm; myofibril. The record is from RefSeq and is a predicted model, not a curated record. Gene Ontology annotation, molecular function: actin monomer binding; actin filament binding; chromatin binding. The transcript is spliced from 17 exons. Bases 276 to 2189 code for a protein of 637 amino acids.